AUGGAAAAGGAUAUCUUGGCCAUUCUUGCAGAUAGAAGUGAUGAAGUUACCCCACACAUGAAAGUUUUCUGGGAGCAACAAAGGAAACUACUGGCAAUGCCAAAAUUUGGAAGGAGGUAAAUGAAGUAUUGUAUUAUUAGAAGUUAGAAUAUGUACUUUUUAAUAUUCUAGAGUAUUUGCAAAAUACUCAAACAAUAAAAAUCACUCAGCUGUUUGGAAACCAGUGUUUCCAAACAGCUGAGUGGUUUUUAUUGUUUGAGUAUUUUGCAAAUUCAAUAGAGCAAUGAAUAUCGGUUGGUGAACAGUCAAGUGAAUUCAUUGUUCUCAAGUGUUUGGAAACCCUGGUGGAACACGAGCCACAAGUGUAUGAAAUAACUUCUUAAUCGAAAAUUGAGCCAUUGUUUUACUAGUCUAUGUGGCUUGUGAGUUCGAGUAAAGUUGUGUGAUUAAAAUUUGCAAACUAACCUAUAUUGGUUUGUUAACUUAUAAUUAAGAAUUGUGGUAAUAACACCGUUUUCAUUGUUUUGACUGUUUUCACUUGACAAGUAAAAUUGUCUGGCGUUAAUUAAACAGCGUGACAUACUAAAUUAGGGCGCAUCAGGGUGCAUUGCCACUUAAAGGGUUAAGGAAUGUUGUAAUGGCUCACUUGUUAUUGUCUCCAGCAUUUAUUAUCUAAUUUCUUAAUUACUGAUUCAAAAUUUAGAUCUUUACCGGGGUUUUAAAAUUCAUGCAUGUGGCAAAAUGUUUAUGUUUGAUUGGUCUAUUUGCUCAUGAAUUAUUAAUUAUUAAAUAUAUUUUCCCCCUCAUUCAUACUUUACAUGUUCUUUGUGGUAUUACCGUAAACCUCUGAGUAUAAGCCCUUGGCUUAUAUUAUAUUCUUUUUCGUAAGCGAUUUUUGAUGGGCAUAUACAAGGAGGUGCUUAUACGGGAGGGCUUAUACAUGGACGGUCUUUUGUGUUAGUGUAUAAUAGUGAUAAAAAGUAUAGUAAUAGUAAUAAACAAGUGUUAAGCAUAGUAAUAAUAGUGAUUAUAUAAUAACUACAGUGAAACACGCAAUUUGAUUGGUCAAUAGCCGUGCAGGAUGAGACAGUCUUGCACGGAAAAAUUUUUAAAUUCUUCGCGGGAUUUUCAAAAUGGCCGAAAAUCAAAACAUUUUAAGGUGUGAAGACAGUGAAGUUUGUAAUAUAUUAAACGAGCGGCAAGUGAACAGUCGAAGGUUUGCAGCAACUACAGACAAGGAAGUUGACGAGUUGGUGUCAAAUGCACAAGCUCAUAGCACAAAAGCAAAAACAAUAUACGCCGUCAACAUUUUUAAAGGUACACGAUAGUUCAUUUUUAAAACAACAACAAUCUCCAUUUACAAGCAAAAUAAUUAAACAAAUUCAUGAGAAAAUACAUAACAGUAACAUUAUUUUUUUAAGAAUGGGCUAAAGUCCGACAAACUACAAUGGAGCUACACGAAAUGGACAACGUGACGUUAGACAACCAUUUAAGAUUGUUUUACGCCGAGGUCAAAAACCAAGAUGGGGACGACUACAGCAAGUCGACUCUACUCGGUCUAAGGCAUGGUUUGGGAAGAUAUCUAAACUCUCCACCACACAACAAAGGUAUCAAAAUAUCUGGAAACCCAGAAUUUAAGAAGUCAAACGUUGUCCUCAACGCCAAACUAAAAUCCCUGAAGCAAGGCGGCAAGGAAAAUGUACAACACAAACCUCCGCUCGAGCCAGAAGAUCUCCAAAAGCUGAAAACCAGCGGUGUAUUUGAUUGUUCAAGUCCCCUUGGGUUGCUGCGAAACGUGUGGUUCAGUACGGUGUUGUUUUGGUGUCGUCGUGGUCGUGAAGGUCAACGAAACCUAACAAGAGAGAGCUUCGUCUUCGCACAAGAUCCCACCGGCGAAGAGUACGCCACGAUGACACACAGCGAGGCAUCCAAAAACCACCCGGGUGGAAUAAAGGAUAGCGAGAGUUUCCAACAUAUUGGCCGAAUGUACCAGACAAACGAGGAAACGACGGAUACAGCGCCUUGA
Molecule: messenger RNA, 2026 nt
Organism: Paramuricea clavata
Lineage: Eukaryota; Metazoa; Cnidaria; Anthozoa; Malacalcyonacea; Plexauridae
Source: the annotation of a GenBank genome assembly